AUGGCGCGACGUAAGGUCAUUAUCGACACUGAUUGUGGCGGCGAUGAUGCGAUUGGAAUCAUGACCGCCAUGACGCACCCAGAUGUAGACGUUAUCGCCAUUACGGCUGUGUGGGGUAACGUCGACGUGGAUCAGGGCAUGGAAAACCUGGGGAAGCUGCUGGACCUGUACGAGCGCGACGUACCUUUCUACCGUGGCGCCGCGGGCCCACUGGUGACGGAGCGCGAGACGGUGCAGUGGGGCGGUUUCGGCAAGGACGGUUUCGGUGACGCCGGAUUUCCCCCGUCUGCGCGUGUGGCGAUGCAGUCGCGCAAACACGCCGCACUGGCUCUGGUGGACAUUCUUAGGGAGGCCAAGCCUUCGGAAGACGAGGUCUACCAGCUGGUGUGUCUCGGGCCGCUGACCAACAUAGCCCUCGCCAUGCGUCUUGACCCUGAGGCCUUCUCGGUUCUCGGCUCCGAUACGGUUCCCGCGCUGACGGUCAUGGGUGGGACAAGCGAGGGGAAGGGCAAUUCCAAUUUGAUGGCGGAGUUUAACUUCCACUGCGAUGCGGAGGCGGCCUUUGUUGUGUUCCACCACAAGGAGAUCAGGCAGCCCUUACAGAUGGUCAAUUGGGAGGUCACCGUUAACUGUGCCAUGCCGUGGCGGUUCUACGAUGAGUGGGUAAAUCGACGCGAGACUCCGGAGGGUCGCGAAUCGUUUGACCAGAACAAAUCCCAGUUAUUUAUUGAGAAGAUGUUCCAGCGGCUGGAGGUCUUCACACGACCUGACGAAGAGGGAAAAAAGGCUGACACAGGUGAUGCUGAAGCGACGCAAGACAUCACAUGCGUCAUCCCAGAUGCUGUGGCGAUGCUCGUGGCGCUGUACCCUGAGAGCGUGGAAGACAGUUUCCUCACGUACGUCACCAUUGAGAUGCAGGGACGAGAGACCCGCGGUGCAACGUGUAUUGAUUGGUAUGGCACAGAUCAAUCCAUGGCGAAGAAAGGGCGCCAUCGUAACUGCCACGUCAUCACGAGGGUGAACUGCGAUACGUUCCUACGCGUCAUGCAGCAGAUAGUGGACUUCGACCUCUAA
Molecule: messenger RNA, 1074 nt
Organism: Trypanosoma grayi
Lineage: Eukaryota; Euglenozoa; Kinetoplastea; Trypanosomatida; Trypanosomatidae
Product: putative inosine-guanine nucleoside hydrolase
Exons: 1
Coding region: 1-1074 (357 amino acids)
Molecular function (GO): hydrolase activity, hydrolyzing N-glycosyl compounds
Source: RefSeq, a predicted model, not a curated record